GUUUUCAGUUUUAUUUACAGGACAUGAAAUUACGUUAAAAUAACUUCGACGUAUUUACAGUUGAAUUAUUUAACCUCAACGUUAGCUCACGUCGGUUCGUCAUCUAUUUAAUACUCCUCCGUGUCUGUCCUGUCAUGCGUGCUAACUUUAGCUAAGGAAGCGUCCAGUUUGUGUCACAACUAAGCUAAAAGUUUACAAAGAUGGAGGAUUUAUUAAUCAAAGACAACCCUCUGUUUCUACCUCUGAACAAGGACAAAACUGUCUACGACGGAUUCAUCACGGUCCAGGAGCGAGACUUCAGAAUGAGAAUAAUACUUCCUCCAGAUCGAAAACUGAAACAUGCCAGGCUGCAUUGCUGUUGGCAGUUAAAACACUUGUUGCGUGGAUAUGAGCACAUAGUCAAACAGAGGCUGCAGCAGUCGGCCGAUCUUGUCAGUUUCAUUCUGGAGCUGAAGACUGUCUUGGAAGUGGGUCUGAAGAGCCGCCCUGAGUGUCGCUCCAUCCCGCCUCCUCAGUAUUACUCUCAGCUUAUCUCAGAGAUGGAGACCCUCGGGUGGGACAAGCUGCUUUUCAUAGACACCGAGUUCCAGACGUUGAGGCUGAAGGCAGAGGACUCAUCUGGAAGGCAGCACAUUCUCACCGUUAAACUAAAACCCAAGCACCCUGCAGAGGCUCCCGAAUGCUCAGCUGACCUGCCGCUCCCUUUGGACUUCACCUGGACGCCACAGAGUACUCUGGACCAGCUCCACAGUCAGUUCCUGCUUGUAUUGGAGUCCCUCUCAGACUUCUGGAACAUCCUGGAUGAGAUAGACAGCCAGACCUGGAUUCUGGAGCCAGAAAAACCCAGCCGGUCUGACACCACGAGACGGAUCGCCAUCGGAAACAACGUAUCCAUCAAAGUGGAGGUGGAUCCCAGACAUCCCAAGAUGCUGCCAGAGUGCUGCCUGCUGGGAGCCGAGCAUGUGGUGACGCCUCUGAGGAACAAACUCAACGCCAACAUGCACAUGUGGAACCCGGACUCCAGCGUCUUGCACAACCUCCGGGAUGUUUUGGAGAUCGAAUUCCCGUCACCUGCCACCCACGAAAAAUCUAGCUUCAGUGUGGAAUGUGGGAUCUGUUACUCCUAUCGCCUGGAAGCUGCCAUUCCCGAUCAGGUGUGCAACGACCCUCGCUGUGGGCAGCCCUUCCACCAGGCCUGUCUGUAUGAGUGGCUGCGAGCGCUACCUUCCAGCAGGCAGAGCUUCAACAUUGUUUUUGGAGAGUGUCCUUACUGCAGCAAGGUACGUCACGCCGACAGCAUCCUUCAUAAAGGGCCUUCACUUCAGCCGGCUUUAUCAGCUCGCCUCUAUACAUCACCCCCGAGUGCAUCGGCAACAAUACGCCGCUUUCAACCGUUCGUUUUUACUGACGUGACUCUCCAUCAUUCACACACAUCCUGCAUUGUGCCUUUUGCUCAUUCAAAGUCAGACCCCAGUUCGGCAGAGCACAGGAGCUCAAAGAUUUAGAAGUCCUUCAGUCACAACAGGUUUUUGUCCAGGGGUGGAAACUCUAUGGGGAUGAAAAAAAAAGACACUAGAGGUCUAAGGUCAUGCCCAUCGCCGCCACAGAAAUGUGACUAAAUACUACUUCCUGUCACCAGUAUUUCAGAACAAAGUGUGUUGUAGAUUUAAUUAAAUUAUACCCAACUGGGGUUUAACUAGUGAUAAAACAUUAGUGUAACAUAUCCUCCUGAGACCCAGCCAUGCAUUUUUGUCCUCUGUAGGAGACAAGAG
Sphaeramia orbicularis (orbiculate cardinalfish) is the source of this 1772-nucleotide messenger RNA. It is a transcript of the gene fancl, whose product is annotated as FA complementation group L. Gene Ontology annotation, molecular function: ubiquitin protein ligase activity. Gene Ontology annotation, cellular component: Fanconi anaemia nuclear complex; nucleus. Gene Ontology annotation, biological process: protein monoubiquitination; interstrand cross-link repair. The record is from RefSeq and is a predicted model, not a curated record. The transcript is spliced from 13 exons. The coding region runs from base 201 to 1505 and encodes 434 amino acids. Lineage: Eukaryota; Metazoa; Chordata; Actinopteri; Kurtiformes; Apogonidae.